AUAGGCGUUUGAUUACAAGUUUCCAUUCUGUACCUAUUCUGUGUCGCGACGUUGGUGACGAACGACGUGCUACAAAUUUCGACAGUGCUUGUGGAUACAUAAAACACCGACUAUUAAUAACUUUUUCAUUUCUAGUGCAUAAUUCCUGUCAGUGGGAAUGUCGUAUCGUAGAGAUAACCGCAGGGAUAACCCUAGAAAUUCAGGCGGAAACUAUGGAGGUGGAGGAGGGGGGAUGAACAGAAGACAGAACUACGGCGGAGGGAUUGGAGGAGGCCUGAACCAGGUGAAUCCUUGGCAGGGAGGACUUGUGCCAGGUGUCAAUCAGCUGGGACUCCUCCAAUCUCACGGCCAGCCUAGCAUUCUGUCUCAACUGUCCUCUCCAGAGGCCCAGCUCGCCAUGGCUACCAACCUUCUCAACAAGAUACUGUCACCUCAAGAACAGAAUACAACACCUCCUUCACUGCUGAGUUUGCCGAUCAACCGCAAUAUGGCGGCAUUCAGCGAUUCCCGCUCACGUUGGAACAACUCUUACUCGGACCGUAGACGGGACAGGCCGGACCGCCGGGUGCAGCCCUACAGCAAGUCGGGCUCUAACCGUCAUCAGGACGGCAAAUCCCGUUUCGGUUCAGAAAAGACUUCCCGUUUUAAUUCUGACAAGGGCGGUUCUUCAAACAAGUCCAAAAAAAAGGAAUCUACUAACGAUGUUAAAGUAAAAGAAGAGGAUAAAGUGAACGGCGAUGCUGAUGAAGAUAGGAAGUCCAAGAGGAAGGAGGAGGAUGAAGAUGAUGGUGGAAAAAAGAAGGAUGAUUCUAAAGAUGAUAAGGCUCCAGCUACUGUCAAGUAUGCAGGAAUUCCUCAAUCAUUGUUUGCCUGUCAUGUGUGUCACAAGAACAUGUGGGACGCUACUUCGUUCGACAAGCAUGUUAGUGGCCGCAGGCAUCAAAUGAUGAUGGAGCAGCAAGAUGAGACGUACAAAAUUAAAGUUGAACUUCUGCGUCAUGAGCAAAGGGCUGCUGAAUCACAGCGUGAAAUGGAGAUAGAGAGACUGCAGCGUCAGGGCAAGAAGGUGUUCAACAACAAGCGUGCCUACUGCACAAUGUGUGACCUGCAUUUCUUCGGCAACCUCAUCUCUCACCGCAAGAAGGACCGCCAUCAGAGACUAAAAUCUUUCCUGCACCCCAAGUGCCGUCUCUGCCACAAGGAGUUUGCGAAUCGCUUAGAAUGGGAUGAUCAUAAAUUGACAGCCUCACAUCUGACGAAAGUGGCCGAAAGUCGUCGUAUUAAGAAUCCUGGUCUCAAGGAUGAAGAAAUAGAUUUCCUUGACUACGAUAGUCUUGAUGAAAAUGACGAUGAUCUGUUCUCUUCGGUUAAGGAGAAGAAGAUCAACUUUGACAUGUCUGAGAUUCCAACAACAAUUGAGGAUUAUGAUCCCGAAAAGUCAGUUGGUAGUAUUUUGGUGACCGAUGUUUCUGGAUUUUUGUGCCGUGGGUGCAACAAAUUCCUAGCCAGCAAAGAAGAAGUCGAAUCUCAUCUUCACUCGUACACACAUUUCAAAAGUUUUUCUCAGCUAGUAAAAACCAAGGUGAAAAUAGAAAAAGAUAAGACCAAAAAGGAUAAACCCGCUAAAGAAGGAGGAGAAGAGGAGGAAGAAGAAGAAGAGGAUUACCUGAUACCUGACGGAGAAGACGAGGAUGAGCACAGUGAAAAUGACAAGCCUUCCGCGGGAGGAGACAGCGAAGGAGGUACUUGGAAAAGACGAAAGAGGGGAAGUGGGGGAGCCAACAGCAAAGCCAAUAAUGGAGAAGCCGACGAAGAAGAGGAGGAAGAAGAGGCGGAGGAGGAGGAGGCCACAGAAGAAGAGGAAGCUAAUACAGCCGAAAAGGACAGCGAGGUGAAAGUGAAGGAGGAGAUAAAAAUGGAGGUGGAGGAUAAAACUGACAAGUACGACCCGGACAAGGCUGAGCAGGAGGAGGGGGAUGAGGAGGAGGAGGGGAAGACUCCUCGCGCCACCAGAAAUAAAGCGGUAAGGGGUGGGGUGAGGGGUGGAAAGGCUCGUAGGGGAGCCAAGUAGAUUGCUAGCAUUCACAAAUAUUAUUACUCUACGAUAUAUCACUAUUAGUAUUUUGAAUAAUUAAUAUAUUUAUAUUGUUUCAAGCUUAAUACAUCACAAAACCGUAAGAUAUUAUAUUACAUAGCAUAGUUGCAGGUAUCAUACUAGUAAAACUAUACUCCCUUUUGCCCAAGAUUCUCUCCUAGUUCAGCCGGCUACACACUUGACGAAAAAUUCAAAGGAAAAUCUCCACAGAUCCCCAUCCACUAGUUGAGAUUGAGGCCUUCAUUGAGUCUGUGAAGCCGGCUUUAGACUAAUCAAAUUAAUUAGACUAGGGUAUUGAAACCACAUAAGAAACUCAAGUUCCCUCAGUUGUUGAUAAAUGGGUUUAAUUAAUUUGAGAGAAUCUAGGGUGAAGGUUUAAUGAUCCGGAGUAUAGUAAGACAUUGUACUGGAAAGACAGUAAGAUGUCUCAACAAUGGUACUCAUAUUUUAGGGCUGCAACCUAGUAGAACUAUUAUACUUUAAAAUAUACUUAGAAACGACUAGUUGUGUGUCAUGAGAAUUUGUUAGAUAAUUAUUUUUACAGCGCUAUUUUGUUGCAGAUAUUAUUAUUAUUACUACGUGUCUAGACAGACCUCUAGACAAGAAUCAUUUGAACUAGAAUAUUAUUUUAUGACAAAAAGUAUAUAGCCUAAACACAAUUUAUUUGAAUUUUAGUUUUGAUUCUCUGACUAGUCAUAGCAGUUUUAUGCUGAAGAUAAAUGAAAUCAUGAAAAUUUUAAUUUCAUGAAAAAAUUUAACCCAGUCAAUAUUAUUGAUAUAUGUAUGUGCAUACUUCAGUUGUACAAUACAUUUUUGAAACCAAAUUCGAAAAAUUAGAUUACAAAUUCUAAUUGUAAAUUCUCUUGUAUUAUUUUAUAUUUCUAAUAUUCAUUAACCAUUCGAUUUAUGAACGUGAGAAGAACUUUAAGAGAGAUUUAUCCAUAAAGAUACCCACAUUCAUAUUGUGAAGCACACUAAUCUAAGAUGUUGAUCAAGUUUUUCUCUUAUUAAUAGGAUCUUAAUUGUGGAUUUAUCUAUCAAUAACUAUGUAGAACUCUACAUCAUCACUCACAUCCCAUUUGCACUGAAUAAAAGAAUAAUCUAUAUAAUAUUUGCUCUAAUAUUUGUCCCAUGAGUGUGCUAGGUCUUAGCUGUUGUCUAAUAACCUUUUCAGAAUAAUCUUUAUUGUCUAAGUAAAAAAGUCUACAUAUUCAAGAGAGUCUCAAUAUAUACUAAACGUCACUAAUACUUCGUUAAUAAUGCAAUUCGUGAGUGUAUCGUAGCUUUGUCGUUGUAGCAAUUUCUAGUAUAUACUCGUAGCUUGUUAGUAUCUGUUUGUCCUCUUAUUAUCAAUCAUCUUGGCUAUAACCACUACUAUAGAAUUAUCGUAUAUAGCAUAAAGCUGUAACAUAUACAGUAUAAUCACAAAUUCACUAAUAAUACUCGUAUUUGGCUGUAUCUAUUCAACUCCUGUCUCCUGAUGUAUUGAAA
Nilaparvata lugens (brown planthopper) is the source of this 3586-nucleotide messenger RNA. Its product is annotated as zinc finger protein on ecdysone puffs. Gene Ontology annotation, cellular component: nucleus. Gene Ontology annotation, molecular function: zinc ion binding; nucleic acid binding. NCBI's taxonomy places the organism in Eukaryota, Metazoa, Arthropoda, Insecta, Hemiptera, Delphacidae. The transcript has 14 exons. The coding region runs from base 158 to 2071 and encodes 637 amino acids. The record is from RefSeq and is a predicted model, not a curated record.